Messenger RNA from Malassezia japonica, 1329 nucleotides. It is a transcript of the gene ENO1, whose product is annotated as phosphopyruvate hydratase. The transcript has a single exon. Gene Ontology annotation, cellular component: phosphopyruvate hydratase complex. NCBI's taxonomy places the organism in Eukaryota, Fungi, Basidiomycota, Malasseziomycetes, Malasseziales, Malasseziaceae. The coding region runs from base 1 to 1329 and encodes 442 amino acids. Gene Ontology annotation, biological process: glycolytic process. The record is from RefSeq and is a predicted model, not a curated record. Gene Ontology annotation, molecular function: magnesium ion binding; phosphopyruvate hydratase activity.
AUGAGCAUUCAGAAGGUGCAAGGUCGUCUUAUCAUUGACUCGCGUGGUAACCCCACUGUCGAGGUCGACAUCUGGACCCAGAAGGGUCUUUUCCGCGCUGGUGUGCCGUCGGGUGCCUCGACCGGUAUCCACGAGGCUGUGGAGCUCCGCGACGGUGACGCGAACAAGUGGGUCGGCAAGGGUGUCGACAAGGCUGUUUCCAACGUCAACGACAUCAUCGGCCCCGAGCUGAUCAAGUCGGGAAUCCCCGUUACGUCGCAGAAGGACAUUGAUGACUUCCUCCUCAAGCUCGACGGUACUCCUAACAAGGGCAAGCUCGGUGCCAACGCUAUCCUCGGUGUCUCGAUUGCCGCUGCCAAGGCUGGUGCCGGUGAGAAGAAUGUCCCGCUUUACGCCUACCUCGCGGAGAUUGCCAACACCAAGAAGCCCUACAUCCUCCCCGCCCCCGCUAUGAACGUCAUCAACGGUGGUUCGCACGCCGGCAACACCCUGGCCUUCCAGGAGUUCAUGAUCGUGCCCACUGGCGCCAAGACCUUCACUGAGGCCAUGCAGAUCGGCACUGAGGUCUACCACAACCUCAAGAAGGUCAUCAAGUCGAAGUACGGCAUUGACGCUACCAACGUUGGUGACGAGGGUGGUUUCGCCCCCAACGUCAAGUCGGCUGACGAGGCCCUUGACCUCCUUAUUGAGGCCAUCAACAAGGCCGGCUACGAGGGCCGCGUCAAGAUCUCGCUCGACGUUGCUUCGUCGGAGUUCUACAAGGACGGCAAGUACGACCUUGACUUCAAGAACCCCAACUCGGACUCCAGCAAGUGGAUCUCGGGUAAGGAGCUCGCCCAGAUCUAUCUCGGCUACAUCAAGAAGUACCCCAUCAUCUCGAUUGAGGACCCCUUCGACCAGGACGACUGGGAGGCCUGGUCGGUGCUCCGCGCCGAGGCUGGCAUCACCAUCAUUGGUGACGACCUGACGGUCACUAACCCCCUGCGUAUCAAGACCGCCAUUGAGAAGAAGGCCUGCAACGGUCUCCUCCUCAAGAUCAACCAGAUCGGCACCAUCUCGGAGUCGAUCCAGGCUGCUCAGCUCGCCCAGUCGGACAACUGGGCGGUCAUGGUCUCGCACCGCUCGGGUGAGACUGAGGACACGACCAUUGCCGACGUUGCUGUUGCUCUCAACUCGGGCAUCAUCAAGACCGGUGCCCCGGCCCGUUCGGAGCGUGUGUCUAAGUACAACGCCCUCCUCCGCAUCGAGUCGACCGAGCCCGACGCGGUCUACGCUGGCAUUGACGGCUUCACCAGCGGCGACAACGCCCCCAAGGUGAUCCGCAAGUAA